CGGAGGUGACAGCGGGCCCGGGGCCGGCGGCUGCAACUACCCGCCGCGCCGAGGGACAGCCGGGCGGCGGAGUGGAGGUUAUAAAACAUGGAGACUGGCUCCGUGGUCCGAGCCAUCUUUGACUUCUGCCCUAGCGUAUCAGAAGAACUGCCGCUCUUUGUGGGAGAUAUAAUUGAGGUGUUGGCAGUGGUGGAUGAAUUUUGGCUUCUAGGAAAGAAGGAGGAUGUUACAGGACAGUUCCCCAGCAGUUUUGUGGAAAUUGUGACCAUUCCCAGUCUAAAAGAGGGAGAGAGGCUGUUUGUCUGCAUCUGUGAGUUUACAUCCCAAGAGUUGAACAGUCUCCCCCUCCAUCGAGGUGACCUAGUGAUUCUUGAUGGCACUCCCACUGCAGGCUGGCUGCAGGGCCGGAGCUGCUGGGGUGCCUGGGGCUUCUUCCCAUCUUCGUGUGUUCGCGAGCUCUGCCUCUCCUCGCAAAGCCGGCAGUGGCACUCACAGAGCACCCUGCUUCAGAUUCCUGAAUACUCCAUGGGACAGGCCCGGGCCCUGAUGGGGCUUUCUGCCCAGCUGGAUGAAGAGUUGGACUUCAGGGAAGGGGAUGUGAUUACCAUUACUGGAGUUCCUGAACCAGGCUGGUUUGAAGGGGAGUUAGAGGGCCGAAGAGGCAUUUUCCCAGAGGGUUUUGUUGAGCUUUUGGGGCCCCUGAGGACUGUGGAUGAGUCAGUAAGUUCUGAAAAUCAAGAGGACUACAGUGUAAAUGGUGAAGAAGAUACCCCUGUAGGAGAUGAAAAAGGAGGGUCAGACGAGCAUGAGGGGCAGCCAGGCACCUACGGGAUCGCCCUCUACAGAUUCCAAGCCCUGGAGCCCAAUGAGUUGGACUUUGAGGUAGGCGACAAAAUCCGAAUUCUGGCGACCUUGGAAGAUGGCUGGCUAGAAGGGUCACUGAAAGGCAGGACAGGCAUCUUUCCUCACCGGUUUGUAAAAUUGUGUCCUGACACAACGGUGGAGGAAAACGUGGCUCUGCCCCAGGAAGGCAGUCUUACUGAGAUCCCCGAAACUUCUUUGGGUUGUUUGGAGAACUCCUUAGUAGUGGAGGAUCAAAGACAUGAAUCCUGUGAAUACGAAGCAGAGAAGUCCAACUACGUUAUUUCUGAAACCUCCACUACUCCCCUAGAUCAUCUGACUUCUGAGUAUGAAGUAAACAGAAACUCUUAUCAGGAUGAAGACACCUCAGGAGGGCCCCCGCGAAGCCCCAGCAUGGAGCGGGACAAGCCUCUUGCCACACACUCUUCCAUGACUGAUACUUCAGAGGUAGUCAAUGGUAUUUCCUCUCGACCUCAGGUAGCUUUUCAUCCCAAAUUGCAGCAAAACCAGUAUUAUUCUCCAGCAGGAGGGAGCCACCAAAGCUCAGCCCAGUACUCUGACCUUCCUCUAGAAGCACGGACUAGAGACUACUUCACCCUACCUCCCAAAGCAACGUAUUCCCAGCUGAAAACUCUUCAGAAGCCAGUGCACCCUCUUUACAGGGGCUCUUCAUUCUCAGCCCCUAGGGUAGGCAGACCUAGCCAGUUGAGCCCUCAGCUGCAGGGCCUGGCAAGAUUUGCUAAAAAACACCGCACACCCAAAGAAAAUGCCUCCAGCUUUUGCUCCGCAUCAGAGAGAUCAGAGCUGAAGCCUGGUCCCCAAAGCAAGGGGCCUGCUGUGGAGGUAAUAGCACUUUCACAGGGAGAUGGCAGCACUGACCUGGAUUCUAAAUUGACACAACAGCUGAUAGAGUUUGAGAAGAGCUUGUCAGGGCCCAGCACAGAGCCAGAUAAAAUUUUACGCCACUUUUCAAUCAUGGACUUCAACUCCGAGAAGGAUAUUGUCCGAGGUUCCUCAAAGUUAAGUCCCCAGCAGGAGCUGCCUGAGAGGAGAAAGGCCCUACGGCCACCGCCACCCCGGCCCUGUACUCCGGCCUCCACCUCCCCGCAUUUGCUAGUUGACCAGAACCUGAGACCUCCACCACCCUUGGCUAUGCGACCCUGUCGCCCAGCUCCCCUGCCUCCCUCAGCACAGCAGAGAGUGAAUGCGGUGUCCCCCAGGCUCCUAGCCCAUCACCGUCCUAACUGCGAGACACUAGAGAAGGAGAGCCCUGAGCACGUGGAAAAGAGUCUGGACCAAACUUCCCCAUGUCCCUUAGUAUUGGUGAGGAUUCAGGAAAUGGAACAGGAUUUGGAUAUGUACAACAGGGCUCAAGAGGAGCUCAAUUUAAUGCUGGAGGAGAAGCAAGAUGAGUCAUUAAGAGCAGAGACCCUUGAGAAUCUUGAGUUCUAUGAGAAUAACAUUGAAAGUUUGAAUGUGGAACUCCAGCAACUUAGAGAAAUGACGCUCCUCUCCUCUCAGUCUUCAUCACUGGUGGCCCCUUCAGGGUCUGUGUCCACUGAAAACCCAGAGCAAAGGAUGCUGGAGAAGAGAGCCAAGGUGGUGGAAGAACUUCUUCAGACAGAAAGAGACUACAUUCGGGAUCUGGAAAUGUGUAUUGAGCGGAUCAUGGUACCCCUGCAGCAAGCACAGGUACCAAACAUUGAUUUUGAGGGACUUUUUGGAAAUAUGCAGAUGGUAAUUAAGGUCUCAAAGCAAUUAUUGGCUGCUCUGGAAAUCAGCGAUGCUGUAGGACCUGUGUUUCUUGAUCACCGGGAUGAACUUGAAGCAACAUACAAGGUUUACUGCCAGAAUCAUGAUGAGGCCAUUUCACUGUUGGAAAUCUACGAGAAGGAUGAGAAAAUCCAGAAGCAUCUUCAGGACUCCCUGGCAGAUCUGAAGAGCCUGUACACCGAAUGGGGAUGCACAAAUUAUAUUAACCUGGGCUCCUUCCUCAUCAAACCAGUACAAAGAGUAAUGCGUUACCCACUGCUGUUAAUGGAGUUGUUGAAUUCCACCCCAGAAUCCCACCCAGAUAAAGUGCCUUUAACCAGUGCAGUCCUUGCAGUCAAGGAAAUCAAUGUUAACAUUAAUGAAUAUAAACGUCGAAAGGAUCUGGUCCUCAAGUACCGUAAGGGUGAUGAAGACAGCCUUAUGGAGAAAAUUUCCAAACUGAACAUCCACUCCAUCAUCAAGAAAUCCAACCGAGUUAGCAGUCACCUGAAGCACCUCACUGGCUUUGCUCCUCAGAUAAAAGAUGAAGUAUUUGAAGAAACAGAAAAGAACUUCCGAAUGCAAGAAAGACUGAUUAAAUCCUUUAUCCGAGACCUGUCUCUCUACCUCCAGCAUAUCCGGGAAUCGGCAUGUGUGAAGGUUGUGGCUGCCGUGAGCAUGUGGGAUGUGUGCAUGGAGAGGGGACACCGGGACCUGGAGCAGUUUGAGAAGGUGCAUCGCUACAUCAGUGACCAGCUCUUCACAAAUUUUAAAGAGAGGACAGAACGGCUUGUCAUCUCUCCCUUAAAUCAGUUACUGAGCAUGUUUAUGGGGCCCCAUAAGCUGGUACAGAAACGCUUUGAUAAGCUCCUGGACUUCUAUAACUGUACGGAACGGGCAGAGAAGCUGAAGGACAAGAAGACCCUGGAGGAGCUGCAGUCUGCCCGGAACAACUAUGAGGCCCUGAAUGCGCAGCUGCUGGACGAGCUGCCCAAGUUCCAGCAGUACGCCCAGGGCCUCUUCACCAACUGCAUCCACGGCUACGCCGAGGCCCACUGCGACUUCGUGCACCAGGCUCUGGAGCAGUUGAAGCCGCUGCUUUCGUUACUUAAAGUGUCUGGCAGAGAAGGAAACCUGAUCGCCAUCUUCCAUGAAGAGCACAGCAGAGCUCUGCAGCAGCUCCAGGUUUUCACCUUCUUCCCAGAGCCUCUUCCAGCUACCAAGAAGCCAUUUGAGAGGAAAACCACUGACCGCCAGUCUGCUCGGAAGCCACUCCUGGGCCUGCCAAGUUACAUGCUACAGUCAGAAGAACUCCGGGCCGCCCUUCUGGCAAGGUAUCCCCCUGAAAAACUCUUCCAAGCAGAGCGGAACUUCAAUGCUGCUCAGGACCUGGAUGUCUCACUGUUGGAAGGUGAUGUGGUGGGUGUGAUUAAAAAAAAAGACCCCAUGGGCAGUCAGAACCGCUGGCUAAUUGACAAUGGAGUCACCAAAGGCUUUGUGUACAGCUCCUUUCUAAAGCCCUACAGUCCUCGCCGCAGCCACUCAGAGGCCUCCGUGGGCAGCCACUCCCCUGCCGAGUCAGAGCAGGGCAGCUCCUGCCCCACCUUCCCGCGGCAGAACAGCAACAGCACCUUGACCUUCAGCCCCGGCAGCAUGGCUGUGUCCUUUACCUCAGGGCCUUGCCAGAAGCAGCUUCAAGAUACAUCUUCACUGAAGGAAUGUGACCAAGGAACUCUCAGUGCAUCUUUGAACCUGGUUAAUGCAGAAAGUGGUCCUUCCAGGUGCCCUUCAGACCCAGACUCCACCUCUCAGCUCAGGCCAGGGGACUCUGCAGAUGGGGCCAGAGAUAUAAACCAACCUGCUGCCACCCUAAGGAGCUACCGAAAUGCCAGGCAUCCAGAAAUGGUUGGUUAUUCCGUACCAGGGCGAAACGGGCAAGGUAAAGACCGAGAAAAAGAAGGAAGUGCAAGAGCAGCCCAGGCUCUGGAAGACAGAAAUGAAGAGCCAGAAAGCAGCGAGGCAGAAGGCAACCAGGUCUAUUUUGCUGUCUAUACCUUCAAGGCACGAAACCCAAAUGAGCUGAGUGUGUCAGCCAACCAGAGACUCAAGAUCCUCGAGUUUAAAGAUAUUACGGGAAACACAGAGUGGUGGUUAGCUGAAGUUGAUGGGAAGAAGGGCUACGUUCCUUCCAAUUAUAUCCGCAAGACUGAGUACACCUGAGCCUGUUCUGCCUCCCUCUCAAACUUGCGGCCUUCGCUGUCAGUCUGCUGAAGGGUUCUGGUGUCCCACCAAGAGGGCAUCUGCUCCCAAGACCUGGGGCCUUGUCCACAUUGCUUAACCACAGCACGGUGGAGCACGGGAGAAGUCUAGUCCUCCUCAACUGGGUUGUAAACCUUGAUGCUCACUAGAAUUUCUAGAAUUUGAAAUGGACCCUGGGCUUUGCAAAUGAUUCAGUGACCAUGAGAAGAGAGGCAAGUCCUGGGGCAAGCCCUUGGAAAUGAGAAAUUUCCAAUCAGAAGACCAGUAUCCUGUGUAUGAAGGAAGCUGUGGUACAGCAUUAGAAAAUGUCGGCAUUGGUUGUACCACACUGAGUCUGCAGUGGCCCCAGGCUCCAUCAUCAGCUGACCAGAAACCAGUUGGAUGAAGAGAAUUAUGGCUCUGGAAGCCGUUUUAGGCUGUGCUUCUGCAAGUGGCAAGGAAUUUGUCAGGGUUGUAACAAACCUAGUGUUUCAAAGUUUCUAGGACACCUCCAGUGUCCAGCACAUAUUUUCUAUUCCUCGUACACACACACCCCUAAUUUGUAAAUUCCAUAAAAUACUGCCAUCUUUAAUUUCUUAUUCCCAGAUUGGUUAUACAAAAUUCAACUGCUUUGUUCUUUUAAGAAGUGUUUAAGGUCUUUAUUUUCCUUCGACCCUUCAUGUGAAAGGUUCUCUUCCUUUGAUAGGGACAAUCAUCUACACCUUUCUGUCAGUCAUCUCUACUUUAUACAGUCUGUUUGUGGUGUCUUGUGGCACUGUCUCCCUGGACUCAGUAACUGGUAGAGUUGCCUGGGCUAACAGGGUGAGAGGUCUAGCCAUUCCAUGAAAAGUGUUAGUUCUGCAAUGAGCUGAAACCAGUCAAGCCUGGUGGAAGACUGGAUGCCUUUCUCCUUUAUCCAAGCACACUACUACCAUUUAGCUACAUCCACAGAUGCAGAACACAUAACACGUGACUUAUUUGAAUUAGGAUAAGCAGUUCCAGAAGCAGCUUAUCCUAGAAAAGGAAGUAAGAUUAUCUGUUUCACCGCUAACCUCCGUGCUUCAGAGACAGUAUUCAAAAACGAGAUUCUAAAGUGCCUGAUUGUCUUCCUGAAACCAGGAGAGGUACUUUUACUAACCCCUUACACUAAGAAUCUUCCCUUGAACGUUCUGUUUUAGCAGGGGUCUUAUUCUUAGGAUCUUCCCUGCAUAUUAAGCCUGCCUUGGAACAGGACAUUAUGAAUUUAAGAAAGGGAAUUGAGAACAGCCUUACUCCCCUGCUCCUCCACGUGCACAUUUGGCCUUAAAAUCCUGGUGAAUUGGGGAGACACCUGUGGACUCCUUAUCCAUAGUGUCUCUGCUCAUCAUGCUCAGAAGGCAGUCAUGCAAGAGUCUCUCGUGAAGAGUGUUUAUUUUUAGAGGUGUUUAUAUUUAAGUAGUUAUUUUAUAAAUAAAAGCAUUUCUAAUA
Cynocephalus volans (Philippine flying lemur) is the source of this 6318-nucleotide messenger RNA. It is a transcript of the gene DNMBP, whose product is annotated as dynamin binding protein. Gene Ontology annotation, molecular function: guanyl-nucleotide exchange factor activity; protein binding. The record is from RefSeq and is a predicted model, not a curated record. Gene Ontology annotation, biological process: intracellular signal transduction; cilium assembly. The transcript is spliced from 17 exons. Lineage: Eukaryota; Metazoa; Chordata; Mammalia; Dermoptera; Cynocephalidae. Bases 88 to 4833 code for a protein of 1581 amino acids. Gene Ontology annotation, cellular component: cytoplasm.